GCUUUCCACACCGAGAUGGGUGUACUGAGUGCGAAUGCCAAAGCCGGAGUCUACCUCCUCCACGUCGCUGCAUUCUUCCUGGUCUUGUCCACUACCUCUACAGCAUUAAACAUCACCAAAUCGCUUGAAGAGUACUUUGAGUUUAGCACUCUGAGCGAUCUUCUCAAGAAGACCAAGUUGACCGAAGCUAUCAACCAUCGUCAAACCAUUACGGUUCUAGCCUUGGACAACGGUGCCAUCAAAUCCAUCGCAGACAGGCCCAACGAUGAACUUAGGAAAAUCCUCAUGAAUCACAUUAUCCUUGACUACUUCGAUAAGGAAAAGAUCCGAAAGCUGGGAAAGAAGAGUGCCCUUCUCACCACUUUGUAUCAAACCACUGGCUCCGCUUCCAACCAAAAUGGUUUCGUCAACCUUACAAGGAUAGCACCCGGUGAUGUUGUGUUCGGUUCAGCCACCAAGGGUUCACCACUAGUUGCUAAGCUUCUAGGUUCUGUCAUUUCCCAGCCUUUCAACUUAUCAGUCCUCCACAUUAGCACACCCAUCGUGGCUCCUGCCUUUGGUGAUCCCGUCCUUGCUCCACCACCACCACCCGGUUCCAAGCCACCGGCCCCUGCUCCCAAGAAGUCUAAGUCUAGAAGUAGCAGUGCCCCUGGUCCCAAUGAGGAGGAAGAAGCUGGGGAUGAAGAGGCACCAGCGCCAUCUCCAUCCGAUGCACCUGCCCCAUCUCCUAAAUCCUUCAAGGCCAAGUCGCCCCCUAAACCCAAAACUUCUGAUGGCGAUUACCAAGAUUCUGAAGCGCCUUCUCCUUCCGCUUCUUCUUCACUAGUGUGGUCCUGGUCAAGCCUUGGCGUUGCAGCGCUCAUAGGAUUUGUAGCCUUCUAACGGAGUUUGCGAUACUUGAUAACGUGGAGAGCCAACCCAAUUUUAGCUUUAUAUUUUUAUAUUAUAACGAAAGCCAGGCUUGAGAAAGCCUAAUCCCCGUUAUAUGAAUAACUGAAACACUCCCAUCUACUCACUUUUAUAUUUUUACAGUGUAGUGAUUGAAAAUUAAUAAAUUCCAAUUAUUUGUGAUACA
Molecule: messenger RNA, 1075 nt
Organism: Hibiscus syriacus
Lineage: Eukaryota; Viridiplantae; Streptophyta; Magnoliopsida; Malvales; Malvaceae
Product: fasciclin-like arabinogalactan protein 3
Exons: 1
Coding region: 16-882 (288 amino acids)
Cellular component (GO): plasma membrane
Source: RefSeq, a predicted model, not a curated record